Molecule: messenger RNA, 2706 nt
Organism: Lachancea sp. 'fantastica'
Lineage: Eukaryota; Fungi; Ascomycota; Saccharomycetes; Saccharomycetales; Saccharomycetaceae
Source: the annotation of a GenBank genome assembly
AUGAGUCAUGAUAGAAAGCUAAGAUCUGAUAAUAAGAAGCAAGGACUGGAGAAGAAUAGAGGACGAUCCCAGUCGCCAUCGGUGUUUUUCAGAAAUGCGUCUUCGUCAAACCUUUUGAAGUUCGGCAGAUCCCAAAACUUGACCCAUGAUUCAAAACAACGAGCAUUAUCCAGAAACGACCUCGAUACCAUAGUCUGUCGUGAAAAAGCUGAUGGAAAGCUAGAAACAACUGAGGACGCUCAAGCCAAGGAGACUCGUUCCCACGAAAACAACGUGAUGGUGGACGUUCUGCCCUCUUUUGAGCUGUACAACACCUUGCAUCGACACAUUCCGCAAGGGAACGUCGAUCCCGACCGAGUUGAUUUCCCACCAACGUACCAGGAGGUUCAAACGGAAGCCCCCUCACUCGAUGGCCUCGGCGGUGACCUGCAUUUUAGCGACCCCUCAGAAACUUCGGUGCAACCUCUACAUGGCGGGGAAACUAGCUAUGCCGCUGCUCGUACCGUAGGAGACCAAAUGUACAAUUUGGAGGCUCUUGGAACAACUCAUGGUCCUAUAGAUGCAAUCCAGGAUGACCUGGAUGAAGCAGAUAAUAUCAACAUCGACAAAAUCUAUUCUUUGCCAAAACUGAGUACACCAAUCGAAGUAAGCAUUCACGUCACCAAAGAACCGGCAGGUAUCGAUAGAAAAGCGGAGGACGAAUCUAUACUACGAGAGUAUACGUCUGGCGACAUCAUACAUGGAUACGUGACAGUCGAGAACAGAUCACCUCAGCCACUGAAAUUCGAAAUGUUUUACGUUACCUUAGAAGGACACUCGACGGUCAUUGAUCGAGUAGGCGGGAAGCGAACAGUGAAGCGGUUUCUCAGGAUGGUUGAUCUAAGUGCGAGCUGGUCGUACUCGAACAUUGAUGUUUCAAAUGGUCUCAACUAUAUUCCUGGUGGAAAGGACUUUGAGAAUUGCAUCAUGGGGCUCAACAAUAAUAGGCUUCUAGCACCAAACACAAGAUACAAAAAGUAUUUUAUGUUCAAGCUUCCAACGCAACUUCUCGAUGUGUCCUGUAAGCAUCAACAAUUCUCUCAUUGCCUCGUACCCCCUACAAUCGGUAUUGAUUCUAUGAGGGGCGGUGGUAAGUAUGCGGGGAUCAAGAUUAAUAGCAUGCUCGGCUACGGUCAUAUGGGUACGAAAGGCUCUCCCAUUUUGACGGAUGAUCUUUCGCCGAGCGAGAUGUCAAUCGGUUAUGUUAUUGACACAAAGGUUGUUGGGAAGGAUGCUCGAACAAGAAAGCUUAACAUUUUAAAAGAGCGGGAGUACAAUUUGAGAUUUGUACCAUUUGGGUUCUGUCGUCCGUUUACAGGUGAACGGUCACCUUUGAAGCAGCUGCAGGACAUCACUCGACUAUUCCAGGAAAGAAUAGAUGCUUUGAAAAAGGUGAUGAAGCGGUUGGAAACAGGGGAACAAAUAACAAAUGAAGAUUUACACAAUACAGACAUCAGCGGUACAGCUGUAGAUCCGACAGAAAUUAAUUCUGAAGAGAUUUUGAGGCGGAAGCUCGAUCAGCUUUACACCAAUAACCGUAUCGAUCCGGCAUGCUCAUCAUUUCCUUUGAGCAAUUCGAAAAUAUCAAAAUCCAGAAGUGCUAAAACUGUUGAAACUGAGUUCAGAUACAGGAUAAAGAGCAAGAGCAAGUCUUCAACGAAGCUUAAGAAAACCUUCUUCGCAGGUUUGGGUGGGCCUCCAAACUCUGGUUCCAGCUCUCCAACCUUGAAUGGUGAAAAAACUGGGAUGAUCGUGAUCUCAAGCGAGAUUCCAAAGCCGGGAUUACCAUAUACAGAACCCUCUCUUUUAAGGAAGACUAAUACUUUGGAAAACAAAGGUGCCCAGAACAGAGAAAACUGGACCAAUUUGGUGUCUUCUUUACCAGAAAAAGAUAAAGAAGUCCUCGAAAAACUGGUAAUCAAUUUGAAGUGCAUUCAAGCCAACAAUUCUGAGUCUCAUCAACCACCGGAGAUUCAUUCUGUUACCACAGAACUAGUUUGUAUGACCGUAAGAUCCACAAACUCGAUCCCCGUUAAAAUGGAUGCAGAUUUUAUUCUCAAAAAAGAAAGGCUGGAACAGGUUCAAAGUGCAUUCAAGCAAUUCAAGCAAGAAGCAGAAGAUCUUCAUCGCAAGUUUCUUGACAAUCAUGAAGAGUUGAAAAAACUUUUCAAGCAAACAGGAAGAUCGGGUGUGCAUGAAGAACUGAGAUUUUCAGAUUUUCUCUCGGAGCAAAUGCUCAAUGAUAUAGAGAGCAUUGCUACUUUGCGCACUGAUAUUCAAGUGUUACCUCAGAUUUUCAAGAAGCAGUCCCACACACUAAAGGAUGACGACGAUCUCCUGGGGACACCGGUCAAGAGCGCCAGCAGCUCUAGUCUUCUCAGCGCUACAUUCAGUGGGUCUUCUACUGGCAGUUUCCACACCUCGACCGCCGAAAGGUUGAAAAGACAGCUUUUCAAUGACUGGGUUCAAAGCAACCAUCAGGAAUACGAUAGGGCCAUAACAGUGAAUGUGAAGUUGUCUGAUGAUAUCCGGGAGACCCUUGUUCCGACCUUUGAGAGUUGUCUGAUUUCGAGGCUAUAUUGUAUUCGUGUCAACAUAAAAUUUGAGGGCCAAUCAGGAGUAGCUACGCUCGAUGUUCCUGCCCAGAUAAGAAGGCUGGAACUAUGA